UUCAAGCCACUUGCCGAGAAUUCUACCCAUUUCCUUAUCGAAACUUCCCAAACGCUCUUGCAUAAAAAUAACAAUCAAGUGGCAUUUACAAUCAUAAAACCAUAUCCUCUUCAAAUUAAAAAGGAAAGAAUUAAAAUCCAAAGUAAACCAGGAUGGAGGCUCCUGUACUGGUAAGUAACACCUCUUCCCAGCCUAUGCCAGACAGUAAACCUUCACCCUGGGGUAUGCCAGCUGUAACUGUUGAGCCAGUCUCAUUUGCUGAAGUAAUGAGUGAACAGCUAGCAUGUUCAUUACAUCAAGAUGAAGAAAACCAAAUGGAGAAAAGUAUGAGCCACACAUUGGAAGACUUGGAAGUCUGGGAUCAAACAGAAGGAAGUACUGACUGCAGUAACGAUUUAAUAUUGGCACAUCUAUUACAGAUGGAGUACGACCGUGAACAUGAUGUAUGCCUUGUUAGACAAGAACAAAAGUUUAAUGGAAGCAGCAAAGUUUCAGUGUCAUUCAAUAACUACCGUCGGCUUCCUCGUGAAAUGUUAUUUGAUUCUGAUGAAGAUGAUGAUGAAGAGAUUGGUGCACAACACUGGGAUAUGUUUGAAAAGGCAGAAAAGUCUUCUCCAGCAAUUGGUAGAAGUGGAUUUACUCGCCAUGGUGGCGAGAUCACAACCAAGCAUGAUCCCAUUAUCUGUAGUCACAGGAAUGCCUGUCGCGUGAUGGAGUUUCCUCCUGGCUUCCUGACAGGAGAUGGAGGGAGUUUUGAUAUGAAAUUGUCUAAUCAUGUAUACAACAAAUUAAAAGUUCAUUCUUAUGCUGAACAACGUCGUGCUGCUCGUCUUCAUGAUAAAAAGGAAAAGUCCACUGCUGAACACUCCCUUGAUCCCAAAACUCGAUUGAUCUUGUACAAGCUGGUCAAUCAAGAAGUUUUGGAAGGUGUGAAUGGUUGUAUAAGUGUUGGGAAAGAAGCCAGUGUAUUUCAUGCUUGGGGAGGAAAACCUGCUGAUCAGAUUGUGCCUGGUGAAUGUGCUAUUAAAGCUUUCAAGACAACACUUAGUGAGUUUAAAAACAGAGAUAAAUACAUCAGAGAUGAUUACAGAUUUCGUGAACGCUUUAACAAGCAAAAUCCUCGCAAAGUAAUUCAUAUGUGGGCUGAGAAAGAAAUGCAUAAUCUGACUAGAAUUCGAAAAGCUGGCUUACCUUGCCCAGAAGUAGUGGCUUUAAAGAAGCAUGUCUUGGUCAUGACAUUUAUUGGUAGUGACCAGAAACCUGCCCCAAAGCUGAAAGAAGCAAAACUGUCUCUGGAACAGUUUAACCAAGCAUAUUCCCAGACAGUUGAGGUUGUGAAGCGAUUGUAUAAAGAUUGUCACCUGGUUCAUGCUGAUCUAAGUGAGUAUAACCUUUUGUGGCACAACAGCCAAGUGUGGGUAAUUGAUGUCAGUCAGGCUGUUGAGCCCAACCAUCCUCGAGCCUUGGAAUUUUUGCUGCGUGACUGUACCAACAUUUCAACGUUCUUCAAGAAACAAGGAGUGGGUGAUGUAAUGGGACCAAAGGAACUGUUUACUCUUGUUUCUGGCUUGCAACUACCAGGAGAAGGAGCCGAACUACUGUCUGAGAUUCAAAACUAUGAACGAGAUGAAGAGAUUUUGGCCCAUGGCUGCAGUGAUAAAUCAGAUUACUUUGAAAUUUUAUUUUCAAAGGUUCAAACUCAAAAUACAUAAUAGCUUACUAAUCUAUGAUAUUGUUUUACUUUUACUUGAAAAUGUAAUUGUUUAAAACCAUUAAUCAAAAUCAGUGUCUAUAAGAGCAAACAUACAUGGUUUGGGUUGAUUUUCACACGUGAAGUCGGUUAUAAAACUUUAGUUUAAUAAAGCAACUUUUUCGAUAUUUGAUUUUAAAAAAACCAUGAUCCACUAUAGAAAUUUUGUUUAGGAAAUUUUACUUUGCUUUCUUUCCCGCAGAAUUUUGGGCUGCAAACACAUCUUGUACUUUAUGGGAUUGAAAAAAGAAAUAAAAUUUAAAAAUCUUA
Molecule: messenger RNA, 2020 nt
Organism: Limulus polyphemus (Atlantic horseshoe crab)
Lineage: Eukaryota; Metazoa; Arthropoda; Merostomata; Xiphosura; Limulidae
Product: serine/threonine-protein kinase RIO3-like
Exons: 11
Coding region: 153-1712 (519 amino acids)
Biological process (GO): maturation of SSU-rRNA; protein phosphorylation
Cellular component (GO): cytosol; preribosome, small subunit precursor
Molecular function (GO): protein serine/threonine kinase activity; ATP binding
Source: RefSeq, a predicted model, not a curated record